AUGCCCUUCCUAGGACAGCAAACAAAGCUCCGCUGGUACUCCUUGACGUUACAUUAUCAUCUCAGCAUCCUGAUGUUUAUUGACAUUAUUGAGGCUACUGGGCGACAUGACUUGCUAGCCAGCGUAGCCAAAACCAACGCCGACGCCGAAAACGCCGUCAUGAAUGCCCUAGUCUUUGGGCUUCAAAAUACUUUUACCGCGACUACUAGCUCAGUGUCUAGUCCAAAAGAUGCCAAGGCCUUAAGCGCGUCCGAUCUAUCAUUCACAGUACCCAUUAUAUCUAUCGACCCAUACCCACAUCACGUCGUUGCAAGUGUCCAGCUCAUACGUAAAGCAAUCGAUAGGGACUUAAAACAAGGCAAGAUUACCGAUGAAUCGCAUGCAAGUCUUCGAUCUACACUAGAGGCAGCCCUGAGCCACCUUCCGCAGAGCUCCAAGUCCGUGCAGGCGGCACGGAACCGGUUUUCUGAGAUGGGAACGCCUAGUGCGAUAUUGGCGCGUCAAGAUCCGUUGAUCCAGCAGAUGAUGCAGUCGAACUUUCCGCUCCCACCCAAAGCCACAACACCUUGCAACACGAUGGGUUUAGUCCGCCAUGCCACCGCACCGGCUACGCGCGGCGUGCCUGUCUUGAAAGGUCAUGGCUCGGUCCGGCUACCAAUAUCUGCAUUGCUACUACCAAUAAACCGAUUAAUAAUUGCUCCGGCCCUGGUCAGUCUUUGCAAGUGUGGUCGACGGAUCCGAUGUGUUACAUUGACAUCGAACCGCCACCCCCGCAUCGGAUCCGAUCAUAAUGGAGCUGCAUCGACGAAAGUCCAGUUCUCAACAGUUGCAAUGAGAGGCAAGUGGACAAGUAAAGGCAACGAUGUCCACUUAAUUGAUGGGAAACCAAGCCAGCUCCAGGCGAGCAUCGAGAACGUCAGUCAACUACGAUCCCAGCUUGAUCCAAACGGCAACUUUGGCAAAGUGCGCACACAUUCUCCAGAUGCCAUGAAAGCUGCCUUGAGUCAAUCAUGGCUCGUAGUCGAGUGUGUUCCCGAACGUCUGCACAUGAAGCAAGAAGUCAUGGCCCAGCUUGAUGACUUGGCGCCAGAAGACACGAUUAUUGCAUCCAAUUCUAGCAGCUAUCCGUGCUCUGAAAUCGUCGCCGGGCUAGCCCUAAAGAAUGCGAGGCGGAUUUUGAACUGGCCACCGGAGAUACCAGUCAUCGAGAUCAUGGGGCACGAAUCUACCGAUGCGUUUUUGAUCCGCACCAUGAUGGAGCGGUGCGCUGCACAUGGGUUCUCGCCGUUUCAUGUGAGAGGCACAUCAAUUGGAUACAUUUACAAUAGAAUAUGGGCUGCCAUCAAACGGGAAGCGUUAUUAACAGCAGCUGAGGGCGCGGGCACACCAGACGAAAUUGAUGCGAUUUUUAGAGGUGUACUGAAGACAGGCAAAGGUCCAUUUGAGCUUAUGGAUAUUGUCGGCCUCGAUGUGGUGUUCGAUAUUGAGGAGCACUAUGCCGCUGCGAGAGGUCAUCUCCCAGAACAACCGAGAAGCUAUUUGGCCAGUUACUUGCAGAAAGGGCAUCUUGGUGUGAAGAGCGGACAAGGAUUCUACACAUAUGGCAGCUCUCCUUCGAUGCGGCCAGAAAGCCCUCGGGAGACUGCACCUACUACAGCCUGUAAGAUAGACACGAGCCAGAGCGCACCUCAUAUACGGGGGUAA
Molecule: messenger RNA, 1704 nt
Organism: Metarhizium album ARSEF 1941
Lineage: Eukaryota; Fungi; Ascomycota; Sordariomycetes; Hypocreales; Clavicipitaceae
Product: 6-phosphogluconate dehydrogenase, protein
Exons: 8
Coding region: 1-1704 (567 amino acids)
Biological process (GO): fatty acid metabolic process
Molecular function (GO): oxidoreductase activity, acting on the CH-OH group of donors, NAD or NADP as acceptor; NAD+ binding
Source: RefSeq, a predicted model, not a curated record